AGGAAAAAAAAACGUAAAAUGUAAUGAGCUAUCUUCCAUCACGGUGUAGCCAUGGCUGCUCUCAUCUCAGCAGAUGAGCUAGGUUAAUUAUCUGGAACUUUCAUGGCUUCGCAUAAGUACAAUAACGAUUUGUUGGUGGAUAGGAGAGACAUAAUCAGUGCGAUUUUGAAAUCCGUCGGUCGGAAUGAGCAGGGUUAUCGGGCUGGCCGUCGAGGAGGAAGGAGGCAUGGUCGGAUUUUUAAACCCAGAUUUUUGCAUUGGGUUCUUUUGCUUGCACUGCUGUUAUUCUUGUGUUUUGCGGUCUUUGGAACCAAAUUGGACAUUCAUGGUAAUGUAGAAAAUAGCCUUCCUUUAUUGGUAGAAGGGCAUGAACAAUUUCCAGGCUCUGAUUUUGUGACACCACCACGAAAAGGUGAUUUUGUGGCACCACCAUGGAAAGGCGAUUUUGUGGCACCACCACGGAAAGGCAAUUUUGUGGCACCACCACGGAAAGGCGAUUUUGUGGUGCCACCACGAAAAGGCAAGCGUAAGCAACAUUUUCCAUGCGAAGUUCAGUUUUCAGCAUUAGUUGAUGAUAUUCUUGAGCCCAAGGAUUAUAUGAAUUUGACACAGUUUUCCCUGGAGUAUAUUGACAAAGAGGAGAAACCUUCUGGAGCUAACUUAUUUGAACCUAGAUUUGGGGGACACCAGACUCAUGAGAAAAGAGAGCAAUCCUUUUAUGCAAGAAAUCAAACUAUUCAUUGUGGUCUUGUCAAAGCACCUCAGGGAUUUCCAAGCACUGGAUUUGAAUUGAGUGAAAAUGACAAGGAAUACAUGAGUACCUGUCAGGUUGUGGUAUCUUCAUGCAUUUUUGGUAACUCUGACUUUUUAAGGAGACCCACCAGCAAAAUGAUUAGUGAAUUUUCCAAGAAAAAUGUUUGUUUUGUCAUGUUUAUGGAUGAGGAUACACUGUCAAAACUGUCUUCAGAGGGACAUACACCUGAUGAGAGAGGAAAUAUUGGUCUGUGGCGAAUUGUGGUUGUGAGGAAUUUACCAUACUUGGACAUGCGGAAAACUGGGAAGGUGCCAAAAUUUUUAUCACAUCGCCUCUUCCCUUCUUCUAGGUAUUCAAUUUGGAUUGACAGUAAGAUGCGACUUAAUGCUGAUCCAAUGCUGAUUAUUGAAUUCUUUUUGUGGAGAAUGAAAGCAGAGUAUGCCAUUUCAAGUCAUUAUGAUCGCCGUUGUGUCUGGGAGGAGGUACUGCAAAAUAAGCGUCUAAAUAAGUACAACCAUACAGCCAUUGAUGAACAGUUUGCAUUUUACAAAUCUGAUGGCCUCAAGAAGUUUGACCUUUCAGACCAAAAUACUUCUCUACCAAGUUAUGUGCCUGAGGGAUCCUUCAUCAUCCGUGCCCAUACACCAAUGUCCAAUUUAUUUUCAUGUCUAUGGUUCAACGAAGUCGAUCGGUUUACCUCACGUGAUCAACUAAGCUUUGCAUAUACCUACUUGAAAUUGAGGAGAAUGAACCCAGAUAAACCAUUCUAUCUUAAUAUGUUUAAGGAUUGUCAGCGCAGGGCACUUGCAAAGCUAUUCCACCAUCGGACAGAGCCAUCUUCUCCUCCGCCUCCUUGAUCAAUCAGGUGCAUGUGUAAUGAAAGCAAAAACUCAUACCACCGGAAGUACAUAUAUGCUUCUCAUCUUGUUUCGAGGAAUCCAGUUUGGUGGGUCUUUUAGGUUUGGCUGGAACUAAACCCACAUCACUUUCUUCAUCAGAGACAUGACAAGGUCGGGCUACACUGGUGGUUAAUCAGAGAAGGAACCUGUUCAGCCUUGUAAAAUUGAAUGACUGGUCCCCAAUUUGAGGAAGACCUGUUGUUCAAGUUUAACUUUUGUCGGCUGUGAGAAUCCGAAGGCUGCAAAUUGGGUGGAUGAGUGGAGCAAGGUUUGUCCAAUUAUUUUCAUAACUGUGGGUGUCUAUUUUUUUGAUGACCAUGCAGGGACUGGCGGAUACUGUAUUUAUAUACUGUUUAAUUUCAUGUUUGAGAGAGAUGGUGAUAGCAACAGAGGUUCCCUAAUACUUUGUGUGUUUCUUUCUUUUGGUGCAUGCUAAAGUUUUCCAGAGAUGAAUGGUUGAAUGAAAAGCAUUGAAGGUAGCUAGAGAUAUCUAUCAUCCUCCUUAGUAUGAUGAUUUUUUGUUAAUAGCUGUUUUGCUUUCAUUGUAAAUUGUGAGGGAUGAAAAUAUGCAGUCUAAUGUUGGAUGUGAUCUCCCAGUCCCAUUUCCGUUCCAAUCCCUACUCAGGUACUCUUGUAGUCAUUUAGCGUAGAUAUGAAGCUGGUUGGGUUGUUUAAAACCCAUAAACGACACCGCACUUC
Messenger RNA from Rubroshorea leprosula, 2352 nucleotides. The record is from the annotation of a GenBank genome assembly. NCBI's taxonomy places the organism in Eukaryota, Viridiplantae, Streptophyta, Magnoliopsida, Malvales, Dipterocarpaceae.